AGCCUUCUUUAGCAGAGCCGAACACAAUCAAAGCGAUGGCGGCUGGUUCCAGGCUUCCCCAGUUGAAGCAAUGCCUCAUCAGGCAGAAUGGCCAACAGGAGCAGCACGGGGUGGCGGCCUCCUGCCUCCGGGAGCUGCGAAGCAAAGCCUGUGACAUCCUAGCAAUUGACAAGGCCUCAGAGCCCAUCACGCUGGUAUUGGCUGAGGAUGGCACCAUUGUGGAUGACGAGGACUAUUUUUUGUGUCUGCCGCCGAACACCAAGUUUGUGGCACUGGCAAAGGGCGAGAAGUGGUCCACCAGCAGCAUAGAUGGGGGCACAGCUUGGCUCAAGGGAGACAUCGCAGACGUUGACAGAGUGGACGGUGGUGGUGGUGUUGGAGAGAAGUGGAGGCAACUGGCCAGACAACUGAAGGACGACCUCUCCACCAUCAUCUUGUUGUCGGAGGAAGACCUCCAGGUGCUUAUUGAUGUGCCAUGCCCUGACCUGGCCCAAGAGCUUUCUGAGAACCAGACCAAGAUCCAGACUCUGCAAAACACCCUUCAGCAGGUGCUGGACAGGCGGGAAGAGGAACGGCAAUCCCGACAGCUUCUGGAACUCUACCUGCAAGCAUUGAAAAACGAGGACCACAUUGUACCCAAAGCAGAAGAGCCAGGAUCAGAGGAAACUGCCAUGGAAGAAACAGAUGUGGUUGACGCUGGGAGCAGCAGCAGCAGCAGCAGAUGUGCUGGUAACGGGGUUCCACUCAGCAGCCAUGUUCUGACCACACUUAAAGAGAAGUCUGCCCCAGAACUUGGCCUGGCAAGUCAAGACUUAGAGCUGGUUUACAAAGCAAACCCAGAAGCUCUUGCUCUGACCCUGAACUGGGACAAGCCAAAGACAGAGGCUUUGCAGCAAGCCUGUGGGGAGGAACUUUCAAGGCGCCUACAGCAGGUUCACGCCCUAAACUCCUUGAGGAGCAUGUCGAAGGGCAAGAAAAAGUUGCCAUGGGGGGAGUGGUUGAGUUCCAAACGCAAGAAAUAAGGAGGCCUUGGGAGUCCAGGUUUGGACACAUCGAUAAACUGAACACCAUGUGAGCACAGGAAUUCUAACCAGGACAUUGUUCACUGGACUCUGCAUCAUUCUGCAUGGAGAAAAAAUUAUUUGCACUUCUACAAAGCACUGCAGUAU
Lacerta agilis (Sand lizard) is the source of this 1169-nucleotide messenger RNA. It is a transcript of the gene DFFA, whose product is annotated as DNA fragmentation factor subunit alpha. The transcript has 6 exons. Gene Ontology annotation, biological process: regulation of apoptotic process; apoptotic process. The coding region runs from base 36 to 1022 and encodes 328 amino acids. Lineage: Eukaryota; Metazoa; Chordata; Lepidosauria; Squamata; Lacertidae. The record is from RefSeq and is a predicted model, not a curated record.